Messenger RNA from Colletotrichum destructivum, 1806 nucleotides. RefSeq names its product Putative major facilitator superfamily, MFS transporter superfamily. The transcript is spliced from 6 exons. Gene Ontology annotation, biological process: transmembrane transport. Lineage: Eukaryota; Fungi; Ascomycota; Sordariomycetes; Glomerellales; Glomerellaceae. Bases 145 to 1791 code for a protein of 548 amino acids. Gene Ontology annotation, molecular function: transmembrane transporter activity. The record is from RefSeq and is a predicted model, not a curated record.
AACUGUAGAUGUACUGUACCUAGCCUGAAUACACUGACUGAUUCGGCCUUGAAACCUAGAACUUGAAGUUGUCACAUAUGCUCAGCGCACAACAAGCACGCGCACGAGGCCCUCACAGCUGUGACCUGACCUGAGAAAGGAAAAAUGGCUUCAGUUGACGAAAAAGUAGGAUGGAUGUCUUUGCCCAAGAAAGACCAACUGGCCAUCCUGUUCCUGCUUCGCUUCGCUGAGCCCGCUGUCAGAUAUUCCAGUUCUACUUACUUGUACUACCAACUCGAGUCUUUGGACCCAACAUUAUCAUCCGGACAGAUCGUGAGGCAGUCGGCAGCGAUCCAAGCUGCUUACAUCAUAGGCCAAUGCCUGUCAUCCCUCCUUCUCAGCAAACUCGCCGACUCCCCGAGGGGGGGUCGCAAGCUGGUUCUCCUGCUCGGUACGGGGGCUUCACUCCUCAGCUGCGGCUCCUUUGGCUUCAUUCGGCAUUUCUACCAAGGCGUCCUCCUAUGGGGUCUUGAAGGCGUCUUCAACGGCAACGUCGCAACGUGUCGAACGGUCGUCACCGAGGUGGUUCAGGAGAAAAAGUAUUUGUCGAGAGCUUUUGUAGGCUUCGCAAUGGCGACCAAUCUGGCCAUUCUCCUGAGCCCAAUGAUGGGAGGCCAGUUGGCCAAUCUCGCCGGUAGGUAUCCAGCGAGGUUCGGCAACAGUGCGUUCCUGAAGACCUAUCCGUAUGCUCCCCCGGCACUCGCCAAUACCGUCAUCCUCCUCGUCGCAUUCCUGGUCAUGUUCUUUUUUCUAGAAGAGACGUCUCCGCAUGUACGGAACCAUCACGACCCCACCGCGGCCAUCGCAAAGAGAAUCAAGUCUUGGUUUUCGCCCAGACGACAGACCACUUCAUACACACGCUUGGAUGUCGACGAGCUCUCAACGGGCGUGGAAGACGUGCCUCUCAUGGAGACCGACAGCGACGACUCGAAUACCUUGCGGUCGCCAAGCAGCAGCGCAGGCGACGACGAUACAGGUAGCCGGGAGACUCUAUCCACAGAGCCGAAGCGCAAGAUGCCCCCGGUACUCCCUCUCCGACGCAUGUGGACCAGAAACCUGGUUCUGAUGCUCAUCGUCUCAUCGAUCCACGACAGUCACCUGGCUGCGUACACAUCCCUCUGGGUCAACUUCCUGAGCGACCCCGUGGUCCGGCAUGCCAAGGGCGACGCCCUGCCCUUUCGGUUCUCGGGCGGAGUGGGCAUGGCCCCGUCCGAUAUUGGCUGGACUCUCUCCGUCAUUGGCGUGUUGGGUUUGCCCUUGCAGUUCUGGGUAUACCCGCGAGUAAGCCAGAAGCUGGGCGCCUUGGGUACAUGGCGAAUCUUCAUGCGAGGCUUCCCCGUCAUCUACACCAUCGCGCCGUACAUUGCCGUCGUCGGCAGGCUGACGCCAUCGGUAUCGGAAGGCCAAGGCACUCACAGCAUUGCUGUUUGGGGGCUGGCAAUCUGCGUGCAGCUGGCCAUGAUCGGUUGCGCCGUCUUCGUCACGCCAUCGCAGCUGAUGCUCAUCAGACUUGCAUCGCCUCAUCCGUCCGCCCUUGCGCGCACGCACAGCAUUGCUUUUGUCUCGAGCGGCGCAGCUCGCGCUUUCGGUUCGGCCGUCUCGGGCGUGAUCUAUAGCUAUGGAACAUCACACGCAUUCACGGGCUUGGCGUUUUGGAUUCUGGCCGCCGUUUCGGUAUCUGUUUGUUGCCUGACCCUGGCCUGUAGAGAGGGCAACGGGCACGAGAUCUGGCUGCCUGGGGAUGAGGAAUAACGAGAGGCCGUGGCC